This is a messenger RNA of Vigna radiata var. radiata (mung bean), 1348 nucleotides long. RefSeq names its product transcription factor DIVARICATA. The record is from RefSeq and is a predicted model, not a curated record. Lineage: Eukaryota; Viridiplantae; Streptophyta; Magnoliopsida; Fabales; Fabaceae. The transcript is spliced from 2 exons. Bases 229 to 954 code for a protein of 241 amino acids. Gene Ontology annotation, molecular function: DNA binding.
UUUUUCCCAAAUCUCUCACCAAACGCAGAAGCGAAAUCUCCUAGAAAGCGAGACUCUUUCUCUCUUUCUCUUUCUUUUUUUUUCUCUCUCUCUCUGUUUUUUUGGUUUCGCGUAGUCAGCGAAAACAAAGAAACAAACAAAGUGUUGGAACACGAAACACGACCCCAAUAGAAGCAGAUCCUCACCUUGUUCAUUGUUUUCAAUUCAACUGAGAACACGACACCCACGAUGUUUCACGAGAGCAGCGUGACUCGGUGGCAGCCACAGCCGGUUCAGCCCACUGAGUGGACUCGCUACCACGACAAGCUCUUCGAGCGUGCUCUGCUCCUCGUGCCCGAGGACCUCCCCGACCGCUGGAACCAGAUCGCCGUCCACGUUCCGGGCAAAACGCCGGCGGAGGUCAGGGAACACUACGACGCGCUCGUCCACGACGUCUUCGAGAUUGACUCUGGCCGAGUCGAGGUCCCGAGUUACGUGGAUGACUUGGCGCCACCACAACUCAGUGGCGGUGCCGGGAAUUCUGCGUGGGACAGCGCUAAUCAGAUCUCAUUCGGGUCCAAACCCAAGCAGGGCGAGACCGAAAGGAAGAAAGGCACGCCUUGGACUGAAGAGGAACACAGGCUGUUUCUGAUCGGGCUGAGCAAAUUCGGAAAAGGAGAUUGGAGAAGCAUUUCAAGAAACGUUGUUGUGACAAGAACACCGACUCAAGUAGCCAGCCAUGCUCAAAAAUACUUUCUCCGUCAGAAUUCUGGGAAGAAGGAGAGGAAAAGAUCAAGCAUCCAUGACAUAACCACUGUGGAUAGUAACUCUCUGCCUGUGCCCAUUGACCAGAACUGGGUUCCUCCACCUGGUACUUCAAUGCAGCAGUCACAAGACAUGCUGUCGUACGCUUCCACCAGCAUGCAUGAUCAAAUGGGUCCAUUUGGGUAUUCCAACUAUGGCUUUGAAAUGUAAAGAGUGGCACUGUAUAGUGUUGUAGCUUUGAGUCGUAUCGUAUGUUUGUAAAGCUUCUAUGGUUUCGCUAGCUGACAAGGGUCAUUAGGAGUGUUGCUGUUGCUAAUUAUUGAAUAUUUUAGUGUAGGUUGUGUUCUUAGUACGUGUACCUUGGUGAAUCCUAUGAAUGAAGCAGUGAGGAUGAAAGGGUUACUAGUCAAUCUUUUAGGAUGAAUCCAAUAGUAAUGGAAAUUCUUUUCAUUUGCCAAAUUCAAUUACUGCUCUGCAAUUAGGAUUAAAGCAUAGAAUCAGCAAUCAAAGCCUGUUUUGAUGCUUGUUUCGACUUUAUGGUAAAAGUCUGUAAUCUUAUUAAAGGUAAUGAAAAAGCGUUGCAGAACUUUUAUCAAGCACAUAA